Messenger RNA from Corticium candelabrum, 1130 nucleotides. RefSeq lists its product as uncharacterized. The record is from RefSeq and is a predicted model, not a curated record. The transcript has 2 exons. NCBI's taxonomy places the organism in Eukaryota, Metazoa, Porifera, Homoscleromorpha, Homosclerophorida, Plakinidae. The coding region runs from base 315 to 968 and encodes 217 amino acids.
GUUAAAAACAAUAGUCUAGUAGAAAUGAUAAUUUUAUAUAUUGCGUUCAAGCCGUCUAGCUGCUUACAUGUAUGUGGCUUACACGCAAUUAGUGAGUCUAGUGAAAGCUUGCUACUAGAUAAAACUAGUCGAGUGGACGCCAUCAGAAACCCUGAAUUUCUUCGGAAUUUGACUUGAUAUGCAUGUCGUUAGAGUGCGGUCAGCUCUCUAGCCUGUACAUAUAAAGGCGGCUAGAGGCUUGAUUUUGCUGCAUAAACUGCAGAGACAAGCUUGUUUGUUCAUCUCUCUAUCUACACGGAGAUAUUGCGUGAAAGAUGGCUACCUCAACGAAAUUGAUAGUUGUGAACAAGAUCACUCUCCCCGAGGAGGCCAAACACUUCGUCUUCUAUCAAGAUCCGCUGAAACCAGGUCUCAGCACUGACGUGUUCGUGUGGCGCACACUCAACAUUCAAUCCGGAGGAGGACAGGGAUACAUCACCGUUCCAUUUGACGUGCAGUACACAGCAUCAGUGAGCCACUCGCCUACUAGCGUUCAGACAUCCAAGUCGUACUCGGCAAUAAAUGGUGACGUGCUCACUGUCACAAAGGACACAGGAAGUGACGCUCCAAUACUGACUAAAACAAGCUCAGGUUCUACUUCAAGUAGCAACUAUGUCGCUGUGAAGAACGGAUACGCGGGAGUGAAGCAAGUCGUCGUUCAAGCCCUCAAGAACGGUUCUCCUCUCGUUCAGCAAACAAUGAUGGAUCUGAAUGACGUAGCACAAUUUGAAAUCCACUCCGUUGUCUACUUGGCUUGGCGUAGCGAUCUGCAACAGGGAGAUUCGUUCAAAAGCGGUACGUACGCAGGCACCUCUCAGAAAGUUGACCUCACAAACCCGAUUUCCCAAUUGCCAGCAAAAACCGUCAAGGUGACUGUCACCAACAAGAGCAAUAAAAUUCUGACAGAAGUGGAGUAUCCAGAGGACUAAAACAGUUAGCGUGCAAGCUGUUCCACUCCGAAUGACUGAUUGUGGAGAAAAACUCGAUCAUCGCGUAGCUCUACGUAGUGCAUGAUGUUGUUGCUGAUUUCUGUGACUCUGUUCGUCCGAUGUAGUCACUAGAGUGUGAUGAACUAAAUCUAGAGAAGCUGU